Corylus avellana is the source of this 1181-nucleotide messenger RNA. RefSeq names its product ethylene-responsive transcription factor SHINE 2-like. Gene Ontology annotation, biological process: regulation of DNA-templated transcription. NCBI's taxonomy places the organism in Eukaryota, Viridiplantae, Streptophyta, Magnoliopsida, Fagales, Betulaceae. The record is from RefSeq and is a predicted model, not a curated record. Gene Ontology annotation, molecular function: DNA binding; DNA-binding transcription factor activity.
UCAAAGUACUACUUCCUUCAAGUCUUCAACUUUCCGACCAAUCCACCGACAACUUGCAUACUUGACAACUCAUCCCUGAUCCCCCAUACUUAUAAUCUCUGCAACUUUCCAUCUCUCUCUCUAUCUCUCUCUCUUCUCUGCAAUAAUAUGGUACAAUCAAAGAAGUUUAGAGGCGUCAGGCAACGCCAGUGGGGCUCCUGGGUGUCAGAAAUUCGCCAUCCAUUGCUCAAGAGAAGGGUAUGGCUAGGCACAUUCGAGACAGCAGAGGCUGCGGCGCGUGCGUACGACCAGGCAUCCAUAUUGAUGAAUGGCCAAAACGCGAAGACCAACUUCCCGACAUCAACCGUUAGCGGCCAGCAUGAAGACACGAAGACACGCGACCAUCGUCAAGACUCUCCAUUGUCUCCCAAGGCUCUGUCGGAGCUUCUCAGCACCAAGCUGCGAAAGUGCUGCAAGGACCAGUACCCGUCGCUCACGUGUUUGAGGCUCGAUGCCGACAACUCCCACAUCGGAGUUUGGCAGAAGCGCGCCGGAGCGCAAUCUGGGUCGAAUUGGGUUAUGAGGAUUGAGCUUGGGAAGAAACAGAGUGCUCAGAAUUUGGAGGAUGGCGGCUUGUCUUUGUCUUCUUCAGGGUCAAGGGUUGAGAUUCAUGAUGAUGGUGGAAAUGGGAUGGAUGAAGAGGACAGCAUUGCAAUGCAGAUGAUUGAAGAAUUGCUCAACUGGAACUAUCCUACUCCUACAAGUAAUCUUCAAGAAGGAAAAGGUAAUUUUGUUGUUCCUAAUUGUCUUUGAGCUCAGCUUUCUCUUGAUUGCUGAAGUCUGAGAACUGCAGAAGAACACAAAGUUACAGCUGUGCUGUCACAUGGUGAGCAGUGAUUCAUAAUUGCAGGUACCCUUUUUCUUUUUCUUUUCUUUUCUUUUCCAAAUUGUUAGCUCUUGUUCCAAGUGAAAGAGAGAUGUAUCUACCUACUUUGGUUGAUGUAGAGUACCCCCCAAAAAAAAAGAGUGUGUUCCUGUCUAUUGGAGUUACUGAUAACACAUGAUUUAAAUUGGAGCCAGAAAAAAGUACUUGUAAUUUCUGUCUCCUUUUCUGUAUUUAAUCUCCUUCUAAGUUCUUUUUGUGCUUUAUUUUGCAACCAAGUUGAAUCCAAAUGAAUAAAAGAAGAAGUAAUGUGAACCAA